Gasterosteus aculeatus aculeatus (three-spined stickleback) is the source of this 3658-nucleotide messenger RNA. Its product is annotated as epidermal growth factor receptor kinase substrate 8-like protein 1. Lineage: Eukaryota; Metazoa; Chordata; Actinopteri; Perciformes; Gasterosteidae. Gene Ontology annotation, molecular function: actin binding. The record is from RefSeq and is a predicted model, not a curated record. Gene Ontology annotation, biological process: positive regulation of ruffle assembly; Rho protein signal transduction; regulation of Rho protein signal transduction. Gene Ontology annotation, cellular component: plasma membrane; vesicle; ruffle membrane.
UGUGCGGUGUGAAGGGUCUAAAAUCACCAGCUGCCAGGUGUGUCUGGACAAGGUGGUUGUCCAACAUCUCCUGACAGUUUAUUUAAUUCCCCCCAAACUGCUGGAAUCAAACUGGUGAGUAGAAUGUGUUUCUUCGUCCGUGUGCAUUCCUCAAAAGUAGCCUCAUUUAUAUUUAACAAGCCUAAAACAUGCACUUAUCAGUGCACAUCUUAUGAGAAAACACAUUUAAAUUAACUCUGUUUUGUCAGUUUUCGCCCCCCUUCACAAGUCUCCUAAACGUUUCCCAGUGUGACAUGUGUGCACUUAGGAGUCUGUGGGCGCGCAGGGAAGGAGAACAGGUAAAUCUUUUUAUCACCAGGUGGUAUUCUGGGCGGGACUGCGAAAAGUGGCACACCUCAGCUCUGUAAAAGCUUUCAAUUUCAACGAGAGCAGGUUGGAUUGAGACACAGAACGGGUUUUUACGGUAAGCAUUCGCUCACUCACACAGCUGGUAACACCUGGAAUACAGUAUUGGAAGCCUAUAGACGCAGGUGAGUUGAUCACGCAUCCAUUUCCUAUCACCGCCGCUUGUCAGAACGUGUCAACUUAACGACUGGUUCCCUCCUGAAGGAAUCUGUGGAGUGACAACCGAUCGGAAACUGUGCUGGAAGCGACUGUGAAACGUUCUGGCACGUUCGACAUGUUUCAAUACGUUUCUCUUCUUCCAUUGUUGUAGAAUUCCUGUGUAGUAAUUUGUGAAACGCAGGGACGAAUGUGCUAAUUCAGUAUUUCUUACCAUUUAAUGGUAUUUUACUGAAAUCAAAAACUAAAUCAAGGCUCAGCUGCCCAUUGCCACUCAUUUCUACUUUUUACUAAAAUUCCAGUUCUGUAAACCAACGGCGUUGGUCACAAUCUUAUCUUAUAAUGUAUUUCUACUAAUCCUCAGAAAAAUCAGGGCCAGACUUUUAUUUUGAAAUACUACAUUAUUAUUACAUUAAGCUGCAGCUUGGCUCCUGCUGUAAACAAUAUAAUAAUAUGGGACACAUUUAUGUCUUCAUGAAACCGGUGUUUAGGAGACGCCAGUGGCGCCGGCGGUUUGCUCUUUUGAACCCAGUGAUUCCAGUGGGCCUUUAAAAUAGCGAGGUCCGUGCCGUCGGACCGGCUGGGCGGCUCACGUACUCUCACGACGUCGCCGCAAGUCAGCGGAAGCUGGCGAAGCUGAAGGGGGGGGAAAAUGAAGAAAUGAAUGUUAAGAAUAGUUUGUGUAGAGCACGAGGAUCCGCGUACCUGCUGGCAGCGUUUAAACGCCACCACCGCGUGCGGGUGUGACCCACCGCCCCCACCUUACAUCUCCUUUCUGUUCUCCUCUCCACAGCUGUCCGUUCUCCAGCUCAAACCUCUGCAUUUUCUUCACACUGGACAGAGGAUGAUAAACAUCUCCCGUUACCGUGUCAACCACCUGCUGACUUACUCUCUGGAGGCCGGGGAUGUGCAGAACGUGGAGGAAGCCCGGGCCCGGCUCUCGGCCCUGGCUCGGAACGACAAGCUGUGGAGUCAGCAGAUGUACCUGGAUGUCGGAGCGGAGGCCGUCGUCCUGCGGGACACCGAGAGCCAGUACGAGCUGGAGAGCUACGGCCUCGCGUCCAUCCUGCGCUGCGACGCCAUCGACCCCGAGCAGCAGUUCACCUCCCUCCUGCUGCUGGUCUGCCAGGGUGCAGACCUGCAGAAGCCGGACAUUCACUUCUUCGACUGCGAGACAGUGAAGGCCGAGCAAAUCUGUGACGACAUCACGCACUCAGUAUCGGGUUCCUCCGGCAGCCGCAGAAAGAAGCUUCCGGAUGCCCUCAGGCUUUCUCAGAGUGGCGGCGAGAUGAUGGACCGCCAUGGAAUCCCGAGCCACCCCAUCGCGCAGGCUCCAAAUCCACCCCCAGGCAACCCCCCCCCUUACCCCGGACACAAAGCAAACGGCGGGCCGGAUAUCUCCUUCCUGCGGGCAGAGAGAGAAGUGGGGAUCCUCAAUCACUGCUUCGACGACAUCGAGAGCUUCAUGGGGAAGCUGCAGCAGACGGCGGAGGCCUCGACGGUGCUGGCGCAGAGGAAGAAGAAGAAGAAAAGUAAAAAGCAAAGUGCUGAAGAAGAUUUACUCACUGCAAAGGCCCGCCCUCCGCCAGAGGAGGAGUUCAUCCAUAUCUUCCAGAAAUUCAAAUAUUGCUUCAGCCUGUUGGCCCGUCUGAAGUCCACCAUCUCCGGUCCUUCCUCGGAGGAGCUGGUUCACCACGUCUUCAAACCGCUGAAUAUGAUGGUGAAAACCACGGGGGGGCCGUCUCUCGGAGCCUCGGUGUCCAGCCCCGCCAUGACCAGCUCGGCUGUCUACCUGCUGCAGGACAACCUGAGCGAGGAGGAGAGGCAGCUGUGGACGUCUCUGGGUCCCAACUGGACGCUGCCACGCUCCCAGCUUUCAGGGCCCGUAGCUCCCUACACUCCCGUGUUCUUGGACGGUUGGAAGCCGGAGGCCUCGAGGGCGGACGGGCCGGUUUGGGAGGAUCCGGUUGAGUCACAGCACAAAUAUGAAGCGCUCCAGCAGCAACAGUCUGUCGCUCAGGACGCCCGAGUCAGCGACGAACCAGACACCAGCAGCCUCCCACCAGAGUCCGAGAGAAUCUACAGCUGCACCUACGACUUCAUAGCCAGGAACAGCAGCGAGCUCUCGGUGCAGCAAGGGGAGACGCUGGAGGUGAUCGAGUCGUCCAAGCGCUGGUGGAAGUGUCGUAAUCGGUUCGACCAGAUCGGAUUCGUUCCCUUCAACAUCCUGGAUCCAGUGACCCACAUAGACACGCCGGCCCCCAAUAAACCCCCCAGUGCUCCGGCUCCACCUCCCCUCGCCAAGACCUUCUCUGCCGUCCCACCGAGCUCCAACGCCCACGGCCCCACCCACUCCCCCAAGCACCCGCACGGCUCGCCGCAAUACGGUCAACGCGUACCAGCCGGAGAGGACCAAGACAACAAAGUGAUGAUGAUGAACGACGAGCUGCUCCAGAGGCUGACCAACGGGAAGACCAACCUGAACAAGCCUCUGGUCAUCCCUCGCUCCUCGGAGACCUCGGUGCCGCUGGACUACCACUCCCCUCCGGAGGAGGUGGCCGAGUGGCUCCAGGGAAAAGGCUUCGGUGAACCGACGGUGCAGUGUUUGGGGGUUCUGACCGGCGCGCAGCUCUUCUCCCUCAACAAGGAGGAGCUCCGCGCUGUGAUUCCAGAAGAGGGCGCCCGGGUCUACAGCCAGCUGGCAGUACAGAGAGCGCUGCUGGAGGACGCCAGGAGGUCCACUGAGCUGGAGGCCGUCAUGGAGAAACAGAAGAUCAAGGCGGACGUGAAAGCGGAGAGCAGCACGUUGUGAGCAGACCGACCGCCGUCUACAGGAGUGUUUGGUUCUGGUAGCGACGUCACUUGCGAACUCCUGAAUUAUUAAAGCUGCUCACCAGAGAAGGAACAUGUGACGGAGGCCAGCGAAUCGGAUGGAAACAGGCCCUGUGCAAAUUAAAUAUUUUCAUAUUUAGGUAUUUUAAUGUGUUGAUUUGCAUGUAAAUUGUCUUGUUUGAUUUUUUUUUUUCUAGUAUGGAGAACUAACUUAAAUGAAGUGUAUAUAUCUUUGUAGAAUUCAUGAAUUAAACCGUUAACAUGC